UCCAGAUCACCAGCCUCUUCAUCCCCAGGACCCAGACACCCAGUACUCACCUCCAUGGAGCUCUGUCGGUCCCUGGCCCUACUCACUGGCUCCCUGGGCCUGGUGUCCAUCCUGAUUGCUCUGAGCACGGAUUUCUGGUUUGUGGCUAAGGGGCCCAGGUUUUCAUUUCACUCGGGGCUCUGGCCAAAGGAGUUUCACACCGAGGUACCAGCAGACUACAUCCGUGCGACGCAGAGCCUCAGCAUUCUGGCCACCCUGUGGGGACUGGUGUCGGUGAUCUUCCUGAUCACGUCCUGCAUCCCCUCACUGUCCAUUCGAGGCUACGGGCCCCUCGUCUCUUCUACCAUGGCUUUUGCUGCAGCCAUUUUUGCAGUGGUGGCCAUGGUGGUCUACACCAGCGAGCGGUGGAACCAGCCUCAACACCCCCAGAUCCAGACCUUCUUCUCCUGGUCCUUCUACCUGGGCUGGGUUUCAGCUGUCCUCUUGCUCUGUACAGGUAGCCUGAGUCUGGGGGCUUACUGUAGUGGCCCCCGGCCUGGCUAUGAUGCCUUGUGA
This is a messenger RNA of Neomonachus schauinslandi (Hawaiian monk seal), 555 nucleotides long. RefSeq names its product natural killer cell granule protein 7 (gene NKG7). The transcript has 4 exons. The coding region runs from base 55 to 555 and encodes 166 amino acids. The record is from RefSeq and is a predicted model, not a curated record. Gene Ontology annotation, cellular component: plasma membrane. Lineage: Eukaryota; Metazoa; Chordata; Mammalia; Carnivora; Phocidae.